This is a messenger RNA of Penaeus monodon (black tiger shrimp), 1590 nucleotides long. Its product is annotated as gamma-butyrobetaine dioxygenase-like. The record is from RefSeq and is a predicted model, not a curated record. The transcript is spliced from 12 exons. Gene Ontology annotation, biological process: carnitine biosynthetic process. NCBI's taxonomy places the organism in Eukaryota, Metazoa, Arthropoda, Malacostraca, Decapoda, Penaeidae. Gene Ontology annotation, molecular function: oxidoreductase activity. Bases 1 to 1590 code for a protein of 529 amino acids. Gene Ontology annotation, cellular component: mitochondrion.
AUGAUUGAUUGUGGCCAUAACGGGUCAGCACAGGUGUCAUCAUCUCCCCUAAAAGCCUUAGCAAUGCAGGCCGGUUGGCACUUCCUCCUUCGGCGCGGCAGCAGAAUCCUAAGAGACAGUGCCAGGCUGGUGCGGACCUCAGCGCGCGUAGGGUCGACCAGGCAAAUGGCACUCUCCGCCGCGCCUCUGUGCGACAAGUUGCUCAAACGCAAUACUCAUACGUCUGUGACCCCUGACCUGAAUCGACCUCGGCCGAAACUAGCGAGUGCGAGCCAAGAUCACAACACACUCAAGGUGCAGGUCCGGUGGCGCGACGGAGAGCGAGACGAGUUCCCUUACGUGUGGCUCCGCGACAACUGCCAGUGCCCCGACUGCUUCCUCAGGAGCGCCUCGAGCCGCCUGCUGAGGGUAGCAGGCCUCUCGACGGACGUCCGCCCGAGGGAGGUGCAGGUAUCUAAUGACGGGUAUUUUCUGAAAGUUGUGUGGGAGAACGGCCACGAAAGUACAUACGUUUCUGAUUGGCUGAACGAACGAGCCUUUAAUCCACGCCAGCAAAGUAUUUACAAUAAUACGUACAGACUCCGGCCAGAGCUUUGGGACGCGGACAUGGCUCAGAGGAUCCCGAGAGCCUCCUUCGACGAACUCAUGGAGGACGACGCAGCACUCCUGAAGCUCCUGGAGUGCAUGGAGGUCCUCGGGUUCACGGUGGUGUCCGGCGCCCGGCAGGAGGAGGGGGAGCUGCAGCGCCUGAGCGAGAGGGCGUCGCACCUCGUUCCUUCUAACUAUGGGACGACUUUUAUUGUUAAGGAUAAAAAGGAUGCGAGUAAUGUUGCUUAUACUAGCCAGGGACUUGACUUGCACUGUGAUUUGGUCUGCCUUCACUACAAGCCUUGUGUCCAGCUGUUGCAUUGCAUCAGCCAGUUCGAGGGCGACGGCGGCGACUCCAUCCUGGCCGACAGUCACCGGGUCGCCCUCCAGAUGCGGGAACUUUACCCGCAGAAGUUCCGAUUUCUAACUGACGUCCUCGUGAACUUCCGCGACGUCGCUACUGACGAAGGGUUCGAGUUCGACAUCAUAGCCAGAAGGCCCAUGAUCAGCGUGAGAGCCGACGGGGAGAUCAAGACGGUAAAUAUGAGCACCUUUGGCCGCGACUCCCACUUCGGCGUCUCCCCGAAUGACGCCAUCAGGUGGUACGACGCCUACGUCACCUUCUGCGAGCUCCUGUACCGCCCCGAGAACCACUUCACUUUCAAGCUGGAGGCCGGUGAAAUCCUCAUCAUGGACAACCUGCGCAUCCUCCACGGCAGAACGGCUUACGAAGAUACCGUCGAGGGGGUGCGCCGGCUUGAGGGAGGAUUCUGGGACUGGGAUAUGAUGAGGUCGCGGCGUCGGGGCCUCCAGAGGAAACUUGGGGGCUGUUCAGAAAUCAGUGAGAGAGCUCCCAUGGUAAUACUUGCAAUGCCAGAAAGAGGAUGGAAAUGCAGGGUUAUGGCAAAAUCCCAGGGCACAUGCAACAGAACUUUGAAAAGAACAGCAAAUAGAUAUUUACGCUCAUUUGAUAUCAGUGGUUUAGAGGUUAUCUUGCAGUAA